AAGAUGGCGGCUUCGUUGCUAUAAACAAGUCUCAGACGAGAGUUCUUCGAUUUUUUUGCCUCAAAAUGGUCAAACAUAAAGUUACGGUAAAGUUUGGCCCUUAUAUGUCAUGUGGAAUAGUGGAGCAUCGGACUGCUCGAUUAGAAGGAUUGCAAGGUAAAAACUGUUAAACUACAGGGAGCUAAAGUGCUAAGUUACUUAGUAUGAAAGUAGUACCGUAAUGUUGAUGAUACUAGUAACGCGUAUUUAGCGGGUUUAGUCCAUUAGACUUAAUCAACCGAAAUCGUAACUAUACAAUGCACUGUAGAAGCGCACCAUUGGCUUGGAACGCCUCGGUUCACAAGCUGUCCCUUUUCAAAAAGACUUGUCAUCUUAAAGUGAGCAUAUCAUAAACCAGGUGUUAAAUAAAAAUUUUCCAGGGUAACCACUGAAUUAUGAUUUUUUUCUCUCGCAAGUAUGUUCCAAAACGGCUUCUUUUUGGGGUGGGAAGAUAAACGACUCAGAGAAAACGUUUUUUUUCUUCAGUGUACACUUAUGGCAACUCUCCUGGAUGCAGCACAAAAUCUCCCAGUCUCCCAUACGAACAACCCAAAAAUCUCUCGGAUAAAAUCGACUCUUAAGCCUUCCUUUGACAGCAUUGAGUUUUCAGUUAGAUAGCAAUAGAGCUGACAGAAGACCUCUUUUUCGAAUGCUUUGCUCACAAUUGGUAAUAUGGAAAUGGGACAGUAGUUUUUACAUUGCCGUCAGUCUCCAUUUAAAAAUAGGUGUUACAGGAGCACAUUUCUAUUCAUCCAUGUAUAUGCCCGGCGUCAUGAGGGACAGAUUAAAGAUGAACGUGAGUGAGGGUGCAAUGAUAUUCACAGACAGUUAAGAAUUUUGGCAGGAGUUUUAUCCAAACCAGUUGCUUUGGAUGGUUUUAAGUUUCUCAGUGCUGAAAUAACACUACUGACAAGAACUGGUGAAAAUUUAAAUUGUGCGUGUGGCAUUGGCUAGCAUCAUCAAUUACCCGAGGCUCAGUAUUGAUGCACUGCUCAUUGCCACAUUCCGCUGUAAGCUUCGGUCCUAUGAUUAUAAAAUAGUGAUUGAAAGCUUCAGCUAUAGAUUUAGAGUCCAAUAUUUCAUUUUCAUUCCCUUCACCGAUAGAGAGCUCACAUUAUUCAAUUUGUUAUUUCUCCCUAAUUGUGAAUUAAUAAGUGUCCAGGUUUUCCUAGGAUCAUUCGACCCAGAGCUUUCUCCAAUCUUGUCUUCAAAAAAUUUUGAUUUAGCAUUAUGCAUUUCAAUGUUUACUUUAUUAUGCAAAUUUUCGAUACUUCUUCCAGUGAAAAUUCAAAAACUCUAACCAACUGGGCCCCUCGCAUAUAAAUUUGGGCACAUAGCAAUCUAGUGCUGAUAAGAUGACGUGUGAGAUGGUGUCUACUCUUUACGUCUGUCAGCAAAGUAACAAAGGCUAUAUGGCUUUGUCUUUAAAACAAAACGGAAUGCAAGGCUGUCAAUACGGCAAAAGGCUGACUUAUUUGAGGCCAAUAUUUUGGCUAUCUCUUGGAAUCAUUUUUAGUUUAUCAUUAACCUCUUAUGUAGAUUUAAAUUCUCUUUCAGUGUAGCUCUGGCCCUGAGGAAGGCUAAUUUUGUUAGCCGAAGUAUUGGCCACAAAAUGCCCUAUUGCCAGCCUUGCAUUCAGUUUUGUUUUAAUUCCCACUUCCAGUGAUGUCUGGCAUUAGCAUCUCUACGUUAGAGAUCUGGCAAGAAAAACCAGUUGGUUUUAUUUCCGCGUCGAGCGGACCUCUGCAUUGAAGGGUUUUUACCUUGUCUUUGUCAGCACUGCUAAGAAGUGAAGGUCACACUGUAGAGUUUGUAAAAACUCCAGACAGAGAUGAUGUAGAGUUGGUUGUUCAUGGAGAAACAAUUUAUUGCUGUAAGAUUCAAGAUCUCCAAUAUGGUAAGUCUAUAAGUUACUCAUGGUUUCCUCACUGGUCUAAAGUUUCUCAGAGAUCAACGCCAGUUUUCCAUUUGUCUAGUUUGGUUGACCCGAUAUGAAGAUAACUUGUUGCAAAAUGUACAGAUGUCUGAGCUUACUGUUAAUAAUGUAUCAACAUACACCGUAUUCACAAAUGGCGGACACGCGGGAAAAAACUGGUGCCUAUGAAAGCAAGGCGUUGGAGGAUAAAAUUGCAAAUGAAGACUUUCAGUGAACUUGCAGAGUGUUUAGCACGGAUUCCACCUAAAAUAACUUUGUAUGGACGUCUUUUUAAAUACAAUGAUGUGUCACGUCUUCUGCUUUUAAUGUUUAGUACUGAUAUGCUGAUUGCAAUCAAAAGGGACGCGUACAUCUUCAAGGAAACAGGAAGAUUUUGAAGGUUUCCGAAGCCUCAGAAGCUCGACAACUUAGUGGGCGAUGGCUGGAGAAAAGCGGCAAACAUGUUGGCCCAGACUUCACACUGAAACCGAAUACGAAAGCCAGCUCACUACUGUUCUGUAAAACAGAAAUAAAAACAGAUAUUGGUGGCAAGAAAAAAAGAAAUAAGCGACGGAUAUAUGGCCUACUUGUCAAUGGAAGAGACCUCCGCCAUUAUACAAAACAGGUCAAGUUGAGAGCGGGUGAAAGAUUCAUUCACGAGACUCAUUCAUUCAUGUCAGCGUCAUUUUAUACAUAUCUAUGUAUGUCUGUAUUUACAGCUUCCUUUGGAUAAUAUUAAUUCUGUCGCUUUGGAGUGAAUUGUUGGAGGUACGUUGGCAGAGCUUAGCAAAAAUCUUUUGAUUUCUUUGUCAUUACGAAAUAAAACAAUUUUAUCAAAACUAGAAGCUGAAGUGUGUGAAUCUUAUGGCUUGCUAUUUGCCUGGUUUCUUUUAGGGCAUUAUGUCGGACUGCUUUUGGUAAAAAAGUGGUAUAAAGCUCACAUUUUACUAAGUUAAACUUUUAAGACAAUGUUUGUGUCAGGACUGAACAUGGCAAGCUUCUGUUUCGAAUCAUUAAAUUCGAGUCUGGAUCCGUUUAAGAAGACCAUCAUUUUAUUUAUUUAUGUAUUCUUCACUUUUAAAAUAUUAGGGAUCAUGAAGUUAAAACUCUUAACAGCCAAAGAUAAGAAAUACGAAAUUUACUUGCUGAAAUGAUAUGUGGCCGGCUUACCGAGUCUGCCGAGUAACAAGUUGAAAUUUUGAGCGUACUCCACUCGAUUGCUCCUGUAUUUAAACUAAAAAAAUAGUUCUAAUUGAUGUCCUUCAUCGAUGAAGACCAAAGAAUAAUGUACUGGUAAAAAAAAAACAAACAUAACUUUAUCGAAACCUCAGUCACCGCUUCUUUCCUGUCUUCCUUUUUUCCAUCUCGACUUGAACUGUUUUGUUCAAUGGCAGACGUCUCUUGCGUCAACAGUCAAGUAGGCCAUAUAUCUGUCGCUUAUUUCUUUUUUUCUUGCCACCAAGAUUUGCAUUGUUUAUAUUUCUGUUUUACCGAAUUGCAGUGAGCUGGCUUUUGUACUCGGUUUCAAUGUGAAGUUUGGGCUAACCUGUUUGCCGCUUUUCUCCAGCCAUCGCCCGUCCACUUGUCGAGCUUCUGAUGCUUCGGAAACCUACAAAAUCAUCCUGUUUCCUUGAAGAUAUACGCGUCCCUUUUGAUUGCAAACAGCAAAUCAGUUAAACAUUAAAAGCAGGAAGACAUCCCACGUAAUUAUAUUUAAAAAGACGCCCAUACAAAGUUAUUUUAGGUGGAAUCCGUGCUAAACACUCUGCAAGUUCACUGAAAGUCUUCAUUUGCAAUUUUUGUUUAUCCCCCAACGCCUCGCUUUCAUGACUAGGCACCAGUUUUUUCCCGCGUGUCCGCCAUUUGUGAAUACGGUGUAUGGAGAGGAAAUGUACUCUUGUACUCUCAUCCGCAGCAUUGCCAUUUACCACCUUGAUGAGUUUCUGGGCUGGUUAUACUGGUUUUAGCAACCUUAGAGUUAAGAGAUAACUCAAAAUACUGUUACCUGAUGGUUGCAGCCUUUUAGGAGUGUUCUAAUUUUAGUACCUAUAGUGCUAGGUCAUUGUAUAGAUAUGACUCAGUGCUGCAGUUUACAGCUUUUUUUGUUGUUGUUCAGGUGGUGAUGGAAAGCUUGAUCCAAUAUGCAAAGAAGCCCUCACUGCUGUCAACAAAGCCUACUGACCUACAGAAAAUUGAUUUUUAUCAAUAUAUUUUUACUAUUUCCACACUGUUUUUAAGUGUAUUUCGUACAAAAUAUGUGCACAAAAUGAAGGAAAUGUUCUUCACUGUGCUUUGUAAAUAAGACAAGUUUGUCAAUAAAGUUAUCUCUUGAGAA
Messenger RNA from Porites lobata, 4289 nucleotides. The record is from the annotation of a GenBank genome assembly. NCBI's taxonomy places the organism in Eukaryota, Metazoa, Cnidaria, Anthozoa, Scleractinia, Poritidae.